GAUUCUUGCUGGCAACCCUCCGCCCCCUCUCCCCUUCAAUUCCCUUAAACCCUAAUCUUCUCAUAAAAUCACCAACACCUGAAGGCCUUUUUUCGCAACAAUUAAUCCCCAAACUCCAAUGCCCUAGAAAACCCCACUUCAAAAAAAUAUGGCAAACAUUCUUCUUCAACAACUUUUCAUUAGCGCCCUUUUCACUCUCUCACUUUCAACUCAUUUCUGUCUCUCAUCCUCUAAACAAUCGGCAACUAUCUACGAUAUCCUUAGAUCAAACGGAUUACCAAUGGGUUUGUUACCGAAAGGCAUCACCAAUUUCACUUUUGACGAUUCGGGUCGGUUUGAGGUUCACUUGGAUCAAGCUUGUAAUUCCAAGUUCGAGAAUGAAUUUCACUACGAUCGGAAUGUUUCCGGCACGUUGACUUAUGGCCAGAUCGACGGAGUCUCGGGUAUUUCAGCCCAGGAUUUGUUCAUGUGGUUUACUGUUAAGGAAAUCCGGGUCGAUAUUCCCAGUACCGGUUUGAUAUAUUUUGAUGUGGGUGUUGUGCAUAAACAGUUUUCUUUGUCUUCGUUUGAUACACCAAGGGAUUGUUUGGUUGCUACUAUGUCUGUUAAUAAUCAGCUCAUCAUUCAGAGUGUGCCUAAGAGGCUAUCAAGAAAACUCCGGACCCCAAAUCACCACCUUCAAGAAAAUUUAAUGGCAGUUUUGUGAAUUUGAAGUUGUUGGCUGCAUAAAGGUGAUUAAAUUUAAAAUGGCACAAUAGCUCAAUCAAGUUAUGGGUAUUUCCGUUCCUUGUAUGUACAUGUUUUUUUCUAGAAGAUCCGAAAAUCUUGUGGUGUUCUUGGUUUUGGGUGUUCUUUAUAUAUAAUAGUAUAGAGUCUGCAAACAAGUCGCAAAUCGACAUUUUUGAAAGGAUAUGAAGAACACAAUGCAGAAGAAUGUGAAUUUUCAAAGUAAUACAUAUUGGAGCAAGGGAUCAAAGGUUGUAUAUCAGGUGAUCAUACGAGUUUAUUUUAAUUCAUAUUUAAAAUCAUAAAACCAUUCGUUCAUGUAUGAAUUCUGUUUUUGUAAUGUUAAGUACUAAGUCAUACCUACUUCUUGAUCGAAUAAAUAAGAAAUAUAUUGGAGU
Lactuca virosa is the source of this 1124-nucleotide messenger RNA. The record is from the annotation of a GenBank genome assembly. Lineage: Eukaryota; Viridiplantae; Streptophyta; Magnoliopsida; Asterales; Asteraceae.